This is a messenger RNA of Dendronephthya gigantea, 788 nucleotides long. Its product is annotated as beta-sarcoglycan-like. Lineage: Eukaryota; Metazoa; Cnidaria; Anthozoa; Malacalcyonacea; Nephtheidae. The record is from RefSeq and is a predicted model, not a curated record. The transcript has 6 exons. Gene Ontology annotation, cellular component: sarcolemma; sarcoglycan complex. The coding region runs from base 148 to 780 and encodes 210 amino acids. Gene Ontology annotation, biological process: muscle organ development.
UAUUGUUUAUGAUAUCUGGGCGGCCACAUAUUUAAAGAAAAUAUCACCAUCAAGUAAAGCAUACAUGUUGUUUUGAUCUUGAGGAGUGAGUGAACGUAUAUGGUCAUUUUUUCCUAAACUACUUUCGUUUUAAAGAACAGAGUAAAGAUGUCGAGUGAUAAUUCAAGCCGAAAACGUAAAGGAAUGUGGCAAAAACUAAAAGAAAAAAAGGCUGUUGAAAGAGAACAUGAAAGUAAUUUUAAAGCUGGGAGAAUACCAAUACAUGAAAGACAUUUACAUAGAACUGGUAUUCGGGGAAGAAAAAGAUAUCUUUAUUAUGCAUUUUUAUAUCUAUUGGGUAUACUUUGUUUUAUUAAUCUUGUGAUGUUGUGCAUUAUGCUGAGUGUUUUGCGUAUUGAUAAAUCUGGAAUGGAGAGUUUAUCUCUAUUCAAAUCUGGCUUAGUUCGCUGGAUGUAUGGAGGGGACUUGCAGCAAGUUGUGUUGAAAACAGGUGAAAUUGGAGCUUUUAAAGACAAAAAUCUAAAUAUCAGAGGCAAUAAUGCUGGGGUGAAAUUUGUUAAUAAUAUUCCUGGAACAAAAGGAAGCUCUGCUUACAUUGGAACUAAUGGAACUUUACUCAAAGCGAAGAAUGGUGUACGAAUUGUCUCCUCUGAGAUUAACAAGACGAUACUUCAUAUAGCUGAACGAAAAGUUGUCUGGGAUGUACCUGCUAAAGCUGUCAAUUUGGAUACAACUAACGUUGUUCACACAGGAUCACUAGUGACGAUGGUAAAGACUUGAAUAUCGAC